GGUCUCUCGGCCUGGUAUAUGCCAGACGAUUACUCAUUUAGCACCUUUUCAAUGACCCCAGUCUCCACUUAUGAUGCGGUGGUUUAUACCAAUGCUACAUUGAUUGCAAUUCAAUACAUGGCCCCUCGGGCCAACCUGGAGCUGCUCGACGAUUCCCCUAUGACGAAUGGCACACAGUGGGAAGCUACAGAGUGUUCUCUGGAGCCCAUCGUGCGCAGCUUUCGUCCUACAGUCUACCAGAACAACUACAGUGAUAAGACGCGGGCGAUCUGGUUUCAGUAUAAUUGGACUUCCACUAAUAAUGUCCAUCAGUCUGCAGGAUUGAAUCUCACCCCUGACUCUUGGGGUUCCGAUCUUGGUGUGCACAAAGCCCCGCAAUCUUUCAUACUUAGUGGUGAUGCCAAACAGUGGAUCUAUCCCUUCCUAACCGCCAUUUUCUCGGGUCAGGCGACUAGGUCCGGAUCGGAAAUAUAUUUCGACCCGCUGGAUAAAGGCUGGUAUGCUGGUUUUGACACGCUCCAGGCACUGGCCGUGGCAAAUAUUACUGGGUGCAGUGAGAUCCUUUCCGAUCGACUGUCCUGCGCGAUGGACAACGUGGCUGCGGCGAUGUCAAAAACCUUCCGAGAUGUGGCUUACGUCGUCAAUCCCGCAUCGGCUGCCAUGACGACGGGUAGGGCGAAAGUCAGUGAGGUCUAUAUCGUAGUGUACUGGGCUUAUCUGGCCUUGCCCGUUCUUGUCUGGACUUUAGGGGCUAUCCUGGUGUUCGGCACGCUUUGGAAGACUCGCCGCGCUCGUGUGCCCGCUUGGAGAAAUGAUACGCUGCCAUUGCUGUUCUUGUAUCGGGAUCAAAGUGAGGGUAUGGAGUCAUUGCAGGGAAGCGAGACUGUGCAAGCAAGCGGUCAUGAGAUGGUAAGGUUGUACACUGACGAGAGUCGAGUCUUCCUUGGUCGGUGUACGGAUACCGAUUCCAUACGUCCUUGA
This is a messenger RNA of Aspergillus niger, 981 nucleotides long. RefSeq lists its product as uncharacterized. NCBI's taxonomy places the organism in Eukaryota, Fungi, Ascomycota, Eurotiomycetes, Eurotiales, Aspergillaceae. The transcript has a single exon. The record is from RefSeq and is a predicted model, not a curated record. The annotation marks the transcript as partial.